Helianthus annuus (common sunflower) is the source of this 3158-nucleotide messenger RNA. Its product is annotated as proline-rich receptor-like protein kinase PERK8. Gene Ontology annotation, molecular function: protein kinase activity; ATP binding. Gene Ontology annotation, biological process: protein phosphorylation. Lineage: Eukaryota; Viridiplantae; Streptophyta; Magnoliopsida; Asterales; Asteraceae. The coding region runs from base 703 to 2901 and encodes 732 amino acids. The transcript is spliced from 8 exons. The record is from RefSeq and is a predicted model, not a curated record.
CAUGAUGUUUGAUUUGACUUCCAUUUUACGAUCUCCCUUAAUCUCUCUAUCAACAAUGUGAACACAUGUUCGAAGUCGCCCCCACGUUACCUCUACACAGAUCUUGGCCUACAGCAACCCCACCAUUUUCUCAACACCCAACCCAAGAUCCACAAAAUACAACAAAAGUAAAAACCCCACUUCAAUCAUCAACAUUCAAGUCUGUGACUGUGGGUCGAUCAACAAGAUUAGGUAAAUUAUAGCAAAAUUACACGUUCUUGCUGUUAGGGUUUGUUUCAGAUGCUAUAGUUGUUACUUGAUUUUGUGCUGCAUUUGUGUUUUGAGUCUGGAUUUGCUGGUUCAAUACUUGGGAUUUGAUUACAUUAUAGUUUGCGUACCAGGUGUUUGUUGAAAUGCUUGGACUUUUGGUUUGAUCAUUUCUAAGUGUUUUUGUCAAGAUCUUGAAUUUUUGUACUGGGUGUUUGUUGAAAUAUUGGGAAUUUAGGUUACUGAUUGGUAAAUCAUCAAUUUGGUUGAUUUGCAAGUCCAAAUCUUUAUUUUUUUUGUACUGGGUGUCUACUCAAAGAUCUUGUUAUGGAGUGAAGAUUUUUAAGGGUUCUUGAGGCUAAGGUUUAGUGUUUUGUGCUACAUUUUGAUAUUAGUGAUGGGAAUUUAAAGUAAAAGUAAGCGUUUUGUUGACGAGAGAAGUUAAAUUCUGUUUAAAUGGCUUCGACAUCACCUUCUCCGGGUUCUUCACCUUCAUCGAUUCCUCCUGCUUCUUCAGACCCUACGUCUCUCCCCCCUACGUCUAUUCCUGAUCAGGCCACCGUAACUCCACCACCCCCUGCUACCCCUGCAGAUGCAGCUCCACCUCUUCAAUUGCCUCCAGUACCAGUUAUUAAUUCACCACCACCAGAAGCAUUAUCACCACCACCACCGGAUGCAUCCCCACCACCACCAGUACCGGAUGCAUCCCCACCACCACCAGUACCGGAUGCAUCACCACCACCGCCAUUACCAGAUGCAUCGCCGCCACCACCACCAUUGCCAGAUGCACCGCCACCACUUCCACCAGAUGCAUCGCCACCACCACCAGUAUUACCCAACUCUCCUCCCCCAUCACCACCCGCAAAUGCCCCUCCACCAUUACCACCUCCUGUCACCGCCACUCCCCCAGCUGCAACAGUUUUGUCUCCGCCACCGUCAUCAGGCGGUUCCCCUCCUCCACCAGACCCAACCGUAUCUCCACCGUCUCCAACCCCACCUGACCCCACCCUUUCUCCACCACCUCCUCAAUCACUUCCCCCUUCCCCACCACCUCCAGAAAAUGUUCCCUCACCACCGGCCUCCGCCUCUCCCCCUACACGAACCGCAAACCCGCCCGAAAACCCUCCACCGAAUCAACACCAAACACCACCUUCACCUCCCCCCGCAAACACCUCCAUCACCCCACCAUCUUCAACAUCAUCACCUCCUCCUUUACCACCCCCUACCAAUUCAUCUAUCCCGACAACCCCUAGUUUACAGUUGCCACCUUCACCCACCGAGAAACCAACCGCACGAGCAACCGACACUAGCACAAGCGGUAGACAAAACGGUUCGUCCGGUGGACCAAAUACAGGCAGUGUAGUAGCAAUCAGCCUUGUUGUCGGUUUUGUCACAAUCUCUCUCCUCCUGAUGGCUGUGUGGUACAAACGCAGGCAAAAAAGACGAAAUCGACGCCCUAAUGUUAACUACAUUAUGCCUUCACCAUCUGCUUCUUCUCAAAAGUCAGACUCCCAAUUUCUGAGGUCCCAACCGUCAACUCAUCCGCUAGCCGCAAGCCCAUCGUUAAGUAACUCCAUGUACUCACCGGACCAUGGUGGUGUGGGAAACUCACGGGCAUGGUUCACCUACGAAGAGUUAGCCGAGGCUACAGAUGGGUUUUCCGGAAGCAAUCUUUUAGGUGAAGGUGGGUUCGGGUGUGUUUACAAGGGGUUGUUAGCAGAUGGGAGAGAAGUUGCGGUUAAACAACUGAAAAUUGGUGGCAGUCAAGGUGAACGUGAGUUCAGAGCUGAAGUUGAGAUUAUUAGUCGAGUUCAUCAUCGGCAUUUAGUUUCUCUUGUUGGUUAUUGCAUCUCUGAGCAUCAAAGAUUGCUUGUUUAUCAAUAUGUCCCGAAUGAUACGCUUCAUUACCAUCUUCAUGGUGAAGGCAGGCCGGUUAUGGACUGGGCGACCCGAAUUAGAGUUGCUGCUGGUGCAGCUCGUGGUUUGGCUUACUUGCAUGAAGAUUGUCAUCCACGGAUCAUUCACAGGGACAUUAAAUCAUCAAACAUUUUAUUGGAUGACAACUUUGAUGCCCAGGUGGCAGAUUUUGGGCUUGCAAAGUUAGCAAUGGAUUCAAAUACACAUGUCACAACUCGUGUCAUGGGCACCUUUGGAUAUAUGGCUCCUGAGUAUGCUUCAAGCGGGAAGUUGACUGAAAAGUCAGAUGUUUUCUCAUUCGGAGUAGUGGUCUUAGAGCUCAUCACUGGCCGUAAGCCUGUCGAUGCAUCUCAACCCCUUGGUGAUGAGAGCCUGGUGGAAUGGGCCCGGCCUUUACUCAACCAAGCACUUGAAAACGAGGAUUUCGAAGAACUGGUAGAUCCAAGGCUCGGAAAGAACUAUGUGCAGGUAGAAAUGUUUCGGAUGAUCGAAGCAGCUGCAGCCUGCAUUCGCCAUUUAGCCCCAAAACGACCACGAAUGAGCCAGGUGGUGAGAGCUCUAGACUCGAUUGUUGAAUUCACAACAGAUUUGUCAAACGGGAUGAAACCAGGUCAGAGUGAAAUAUUUGACUCGAGAGAACACUCUGCACAAAUUAGAUUGUUUCAAAGGAUGGCGUUUGGUAGUCAAGACUACAGUUCUGAAUUUUUCAAUAAUUCUCAGACCAGCUGGAGGAGUUGAAGAAACACAAUACAUUUUUCAUAACACGUUAUAUUAUUAUCCACUGCUGAUAUAACUAAGAUACAUGCUAGAUACGCGGUUGAAGGUUGUUUGUGUGAUUUUUUUACACUAUCAGUGUAUGUAAAAUCUGACGUUUUUAGCAUGGUGGUUGCCAUCUUGGUCAUUCUUUAUGGGAAGUCUUGUGACAAGUUUUCCAUGUAAAUUUUGUUAUCAAUGUUUUAACAAUGUAAGAAUCUUUUGUCAUUCUUCUCUUUCGA